Diospyros lotus (date-plum) is the source of this 647-nucleotide messenger RNA. Its product is annotated as 60S acidic ribosomal protein P2-like. Gene Ontology annotation, cellular component: cytosolic large ribosomal subunit; ribosome. Gene Ontology annotation, molecular function: structural constituent of ribosome. Gene Ontology annotation, biological process: cytoplasmic translational elongation. Bases 38 to 502 code for a protein of 154 amino acids. NCBI's taxonomy places the organism in Eukaryota, Viridiplantae, Streptophyta, Magnoliopsida, Ericales, Ebenaceae. The record is from RefSeq and is a predicted model, not a curated record. The transcript has 4 exons.
UAAAACCCUAAGGUAUUGUAUAUAAAUUCCACUCUCAAUGUUGGCUCAUCGCUUCGUCAAACCAGUGCCCAUCGGAAUCAAUCGGUGCGCCUCUCUCUCUCUCUCUCGCUUCGUCACACCAGUGCCCAUCGGAAUCAAUCGCUUCAGAACGAUGAAGAUUAUUGCUGCGUACUUGCUCGCCGUGUUGGGAGGCAACGCCAGCCCUUGCGCCGAUGAUUUGAGACACAUUCUCGGUUCAGUUGGCGCUGAGGCUGAUGAUGAGAAAAUUGAAUUCCUCUUGAAAGAAGUAGAGGGAAAAGACAUCACUGAACUGAUUGCUUGUGGAAGAGAAAAAUUGGCCUCAGUUCCUGCUGGUGGUGGCGGUGGUGUUGCAGUGGCGGCUGUUGGUGGCGGCGGCGGCCGUGCUGCUGCUGCCGCUGCUGCUCCCGCAGAAGAGCCAAAGAAAGAGGAGAAAGUAGAAGAGGAAUCAGAUGGGGAUAUGGGCUUCAGUCUGUUCGAUUAGAGAGGAUUAUUAGUGGUGCUGGCUGUGUGCUUUAUGUUGCCAAGUUGUUGGCUCUUGGUUUUCUCUUGUCUUGAAAUUUCUGUUGCUGACUGGCAAUUUUUGUUUGGUGACAUGGCAGUCAUAUUAUGAGUAGACUUUUAAAUUA